Molecule: messenger RNA, 519 nt
Organism: Guyanagaster necrorhizus
Lineage: Eukaryota; Fungi; Basidiomycota; Agaricomycetes; Agaricales; Physalacriaceae
Exons: 5
Coding region: 1-519 (172 amino acids)
Source: RefSeq, a predicted model, not a curated record
AUGGGUGUUGUCGAGGUCGUUCCGGUUGAUCAGGCCGAAGGGUUCCUAGUGACAGCAUCCACCGAGGCUCGUUGUUGUUGUUGGCUUGUCGCAGUAGUAGUCGAGUGGUUCGAGGUAUCGAAGAGGUCAAAAAUGUGUAACGAAAGCGAGACACAUCACGGUUUCAUCACGCGAGGACCCUUAGUCGAGCAAAGCAAAGACCAGCAAGUCGGAGUAACUGCCGAUCCUUGUCUCCCUUGGAACGCUCCCACGACCUUUCCACCUCCGUACCGAAAAUCAAGAAACCGUGUGCAAGUGGCUGCGAAUCCUUCCCCUCUGGAGCUCGAACGAGCCAAUCCAACUGGUUUUGUUCAAAAACCUAAACAGAGUUCGGGACCCACUUCGUCUGGGCCGAUAUCGCCUAUUCCACCUGUCAUCCUUUUUUUAAAACCUUGUCAUGAGCAAGGAGUGCCUACGGAUCCGUCUUUCGUCAUAGAGAUCCAGGCAGGCAUACCAUCGACCCCGGUUCAGAUGGUCUAG